This is a messenger RNA of Chaetomium fimeti, 1023 nucleotides long. RefSeq names its product ClpP/crotonase-like domain-containing protein. Gene Ontology annotation, cellular component: mitochondrion. Gene Ontology annotation, molecular function: enoyl-CoA hydratase activity. NCBI's taxonomy places the organism in Eukaryota, Fungi, Ascomycota, Sordariomycetes, Sordariales, Chaetomiaceae. The transcript has a single exon. The record is from RefSeq and is a predicted model, not a curated record. The coding region runs from base 23 to 772 and encodes 249 amino acids. Gene Ontology annotation, biological process: fatty acid beta-oxidation.
CCCCGCCGCCCAGCACGCGGCCAUGGCGGCCCUCUGGGCGUGGUACGACGCCCAGCCGUCGCUGCGCUGCGCGGUGCUCACGGGCGGGGAGGGGCGCGCCUUUUGCGCGGGGGCGGAUUUGAGGGAGUGGGAUGCCGAUCAUAAGGAUGGGGAUGGUGAUACCAAUGUGAGGGGGGGUGGUGGAGAUGAGGGGAUGGCGGCGCGGUAUCGGGAGCGGUGGUCGCAGGAGGGGUUUGGGGGUUUGUCGAACCGGGCGGGGAAGAAGCCCGUCGUGGCGGCGGUGAAUGGGUUGUGUUUUGGGGGCGGGAUGGAGAUGGUGGUGAAUUGUGAUCUGGUGGUGGCGGACGGGAAGAGGGCGCGGUUCGGGCUGCCCGAGGUGGGGAAGGGGGUCAUUGCUGUGGCCGGGGCGCUGCCGAGGCUGGUGAGGACGGUGGGAAAGCAGAGGGCCGCGGAGAUGGCGCUUCUUGGGAGGACAAGGUAUACGGCCGAGGAGAUGAGGGAGUGGGGGCUGGUUAACUUUGUGGUGGGCGAGGGGAAGGCCGUGGAGGAGGCGCUGAAAGUGGCGGAGGAGAUCGCGGGAAAUUCGCCGGAUGCAGUGAUUACGUCGAGGGAGGGGUUGAGAUUGGGGUGGGAGCCGUUGGGCCCGCAGAUGGGGACGGAAGUGCUGGAGAGGGGGAUGUAUGGGAGGAUGAACGCCGGCGAGAAUAUGAAGGAGGGCGUGAGGAGCUUCGUGGAGAAGAGGAAGCCUGUUUGGAAGGACAGCAAGCUGUAGUGCGCGCUCGGGGAUUCGAUAGGGGGUUCGUUUUGCCCCCUUUCUUGUUUAAGCCCGAUAUCGCUCGUUCGAACGUGCGGGAAGAUCCCCACGACAUGGAUAUACACAGCCGCGUCUCAAGGCCGCAAAAUAUGGACGGCGCCAUUAUCACAGUAGCUUAGGUUAGAGAAGCAGAGAACAGAUGGAUGUUGUGGACUAGAUUAUCCCUACUGGGCCCCCCCUAUCUAAAUAGUCAGUUGACGACUCCCCCA